Molecule: messenger RNA, 554 nt
Organism: Ostrinia nubilalis (European corn borer)
Lineage: Eukaryota; Metazoa; Arthropoda; Insecta; Lepidoptera; Crambidae
Product: allergen Tha p 1-like
Exons: 3
Coding region: 111-488 (125 amino acids)
Source: RefSeq, a predicted model, not a curated record
UAAAGGCAAUGUCCUAGUGGUAUAAAACAGGUGGUGUCCAGCACUCAUGGUCAUUCGGUCGUGGACGACUGUGGAACUGUGAUACUUGUGACUUACGGAAUUAUUACAUCAUGAAAACCUUCGCAAUUUGCCUACUAGCCUUCGCAGCCGUGGUGUCUGCGUACCCGCAGGCCAAGUACACCGACCGCUAUGACAGCAUCAACUUGGACGAGAUCGUAGGGAACAGAAGACUGCUGGUGCCGUACAUCAAGUGUAUCCUGGACCAGGGCAAGUGCUCGCCGGAGGGCAAGGAGCUUAAAUCUCACAUCAAAGAAGCCCUCGAGAACUAUUGCGCCAAGUGUACUGAGACGCAACGCGACGGAACGCGCAAAGUCAUCGGGCACCUCAUCAACAACGAGUCUGAGUACUGGAACCAGCUGACCGCCAAGUACGACCCGCAGCGCAAGUACGUCGUCAAGUACGAGAAGGAACUCCGGACUGUCAGCUAGGCUAGGAAAUCUGUGAUAAUUGUGAGAUGUAAGACUUGAAAAUGAAAUGAAUAAGUUAUUUUCGAA